Molecule: messenger RNA, 3091 nt
Organism: Dreissena polymorpha
Lineage: Eukaryota; Metazoa; Mollusca; Bivalvia; Myida; Dreissenidae
Exons: 2
Coding region: 609-1913 (434 amino acids)
Molecular function (GO): zinc ion binding
Source: RefSeq, a predicted model, not a curated record
UGGUGCAAGCGUAUACCGUAGAUUAAUUGGCAAAAUUCUAUCGCUCAAAGUUACCGGUAGCUCUUUAUCUUGUCUCUGUCCAAUAAUGAUAUUCGCCCUAGGAAUUGGCAAGCUCAUUUGUUCUGUUGCGUAAAAAUAAAUCGUCAACAAACCAAUCGCCGUUCCUAUCAUUAAUGUGCGGAGUUGUUAAGUAUAAAAUACCAUUUGGUACAAACUACAAAGGAAAUAAACUGGAGCAAUUAACGCGUUACUAGUAUGUGAUUUAACUAUUGCCAUUUAUUUCAAUUGUUUAUCGUUUAACAGACACUUUGGAAGUGAUUGGGUCACUGACGCUACGCAUCUGUUUAACACCAUCGUGUCUCGUGUGACCCGGAUAUAUGUAUAAAUAUGAGGCGAAAUACGCGGCCAUUGGAAGUGCACUAGCGCAGCGACGUUAAAUGAUUUGUUUAACUAAGAUUAUAAGUUCACAGCUGAACAGAUGGAUUACAAUAUUAUACUUUUUAUGACAUGUACUUUAACUAUGUAUUAAGAGUAAGGUGCUAAACUAACUUUAACAGACAGUCCGGUAUAAACCAGACCGGACGCUUGUGUAGGUAUUUCCGGUCAACAUGGCGGACGAACACGUCUCACCCGAUCUGACUGUCGAAGAAAUCAUCUACGAACAUCCUUGUAUAGAGUGUGGGGAGAACGGGAUAAACUCCGAGGCUUCAUACUUCUGCGAGAAUUGCGGGAUACAGUACUGCCGUAUGUGCUUCAAGGAGCACGAGCGCACGGUUAAAUUCCACUCUGUUCUCGGUCCGACUCAGAAAGACGCAUGGGGCCCCGUACGCAGCUCCGAGUAUGAACGCUGCAAGCGUCACAGGGGCAAUGAUUCGGACAUGUUCUGUGGAGAUCAUUUGGAGGUGUGCUGCUCCGUAUGCGUAGCGGUUUCACACGGAUCGUGUAAGGACGUCCAGCGCUUGAACAAGGACCGCCGCAGCUCCACCAAGGCUUCCAGCUACGCGUUGCCAUGGCAGCGUCAUCGAGAUCCCAACUCCCACCCACUCAGCCGGCGACCGAGCCGUUACACGGUGGGUGCCGACCACGUGUUCACGCUGACGGACCGCCAGUGGUACAGCGCGUGGGUGAACACUGACGAGAAGGACAGCGAGAUUAGCGGAAUGUGUCAGCUUCACGACGGAACCAUAGUUAUCGUGGACAGCGAGAACUGUAAAGUGAAACAACUCGAUAAUUACAAUAACUACGCGGUUGUUGCACAUUGUUCUCUGCCCGAGCGUCCACGUGACGUCUGCGUCAUCAGCGACACGGAAAUCGCGGUAACAGUGCUGAGCUUCAACGAGGCGAACAUGGUACACCGCGACUCCAUUCAUUUUAUAACCCUAAACGAGGGAGUGAUGGUACCAGGACGGGUGAUGAACUUACCGCACGGCUGCCGAGACAUUGCCCACCAGCAGGACUUCCUGUACCUGGCCUCGAUGGACACGAUCUACAAGUAUACCCUGGAGGGGAAACUCGUAAAAAAGAUCUACCACGAUAAGAGCGGCGGGGAGGGCAGCAUCGAGCGAAUGGUUAUGAGCGGCGACGGUCACCGGCUGUACGUCUGCGACAAGGCAACCAACCAGCUGCAUACCCUGAGUAUCGAAGGCAAGUGUCUAGCCUCGUUUUCGGACCCAGACCUCACCCUCCCUACCGGCGUCUGCGUGGCUCGGAUGAGCGGUCACGUGUUUGUCUGUGGGCAGUGGUCGCACACCAUCGUGCAGGUGAGCAAGGACGGAAAGCACAAGCUCUCUACGCUGGCGUAUGAGGCGGACGGCGUGGAGUUCCCGCAGACGCUGCUCUAUGACGUACACCACACGGCGCUCGUCGUCGGCCACUGGGAGUGUGACCAUGUGCUCGUACUCAGACUUAAGUAACGAUAGCACCGGCGUCGGGAAACAUACCCGCUCAGGUCGGGACAAGAUACUCUAACAAAUAGUUUUGCCUAACGUCUUUUUACAGGCAUUUGGUGGUAAUGUUUCUUUAUGUUGGCUGCGAUUUCAGCUGCUUUAAAAUAACUGUCAAUGCUUGGCUGAAUGUCUGUGAACAGGGACACAGUUCAAUCAAAUGGAAACAUGCCAGUCUUUUCAAAUGCUGCUAUCAGAGAAUUCACUCAAAACGCAGUCACAUAUGAAUUUGAUGCCAAUUCUGCAACAUGUAUUCUUUUGAUUUUUGAAAAUGGAUGUUCUAUUCUUUUUUAAAUGUAUGGUUGUAUAUUUUUUUGCAGAGGUCGAUAGCAGGCUUCAUCCAGGGGUUCAAUAAAGAGGUUUUCUUUGCCAUAAUCCAAUACAAUGCAAUUGAUGUGAGAUUUGUUGAAAUAAAAUAUGAUGAUAAUUUGCUUACAAGGACAAGAACUUUGAAUGUGAUUGGUAAAGUGUGAUUGCAAAUAUUCGAAACAAAAUACUUAUAUUCAACCGACCGGUCUUUGACAUAAUCACAUUUGACGUCAGCGUAGCACAAUGCAGCAAUGUUUCAUUCAUUCUGGUACCCUUGAAGAUAAAAUGGGUGGAGGGGGUGGGGUCUGUGUCUCAAUUGCGUUUCCACGACUUAUUACUGUUACUGUUGCUGACCAUGAAGAUGUAAUUGCAGAACCGGAUGGGUUUCCCUUACCGGUAACUAUGUAUGGUAUGGCAUGUUCAGUUUGAAACCCCUUUUUGCAAAUGGUAUAUGUAUGCACUCUGGUUUGUUAAUACGGUUUUUACUUUUCAAAGCUUUUUUUUAAUGUGUGUAAUAAUUCUCAACUGCUUGUUCGUUACUAUCGUAUGCUAUACAAGUUGCCCAACCCCAUGGUUGUAUCACCCGAAACUCUGGCCAUCGGCUACGCCAAAACCAUUUAACCCACAAUGGUUUGCCCCGUGUUUGCUUCAGCGGAAUUGCAGCAAUGAGGACACAUUCCGUCAUGGUGAAACCGUAAUUGCAAUACAUGUAAUUCAUUUCUCAGCUUUAUUGACCCUUGUUGACUGUUUGCAGCAGACGAAAUUUGUAUUUUUGUCAAUUUGGUUCGGAACGAAAAUUAUAUGUUUUUAUAUGUAUUUUAUUACAACUCAUAAUAAAU